AUGGGGGCUUAUUUUUCUUGUGUUUGUUCACAUUUAUUGCAAUCCAAUACAAUCAAAUUGAUAUUUGUGGAUGGGAGACUGCAGGAAUUUGAGAAGCAAGUAAAGGCGGCAGAAAUUAUGGUGGAAAAUCCUCAGCAAUUUGUAUGUGAGGCAGCCGCUUUACAUGUGGGUCGCAGAAUAAAUCCCCUGCCUGCAGAUGAAGAUUUAGAAUUAGGGCAUUUGUAUUUUCUUCUUCCCAUGUCAAAAUUGCAGGGUGUGGUUUCUCGCUCAGACCUGGCCUCAAUUGCACUCAAGGCCAGAUCCGCCAUGAAAGCAAGUUCCAAGAGCUCUGUGAAGAUUUUCCCAAUGUUGGGAGAAAUGGGUUUUUUCUUCAGGGGACAAUCACAAACAUACCUGCAUGAAAAUGGUCAUGAUGAUGGUGAUUUGGGUGGAGAUUUAGAGUGUGAUUUGAAGAUUGUUGCGCUGCCAAAGAUGGAUUUUGAAGGCCUUUCAGAUCUGCAGAUGGGUUUGGGGAAAUAUAGAGUGAGCAGUUGCAGGUCUUGGAAACCAAAGUUGGAGACCAUAAGAGAGGUUGAAAGGCUAAGAGCAUAA
Molecule: messenger RNA, 591 nt
Organism: Cryptomeria japonica (Japanese cedar)
Lineage: Eukaryota; Viridiplantae; Streptophyta; Pinopsida; Cupressales; Cupressaceae
Exons: 1
Coding region: 1-591 (196 amino acids)
Source: RefSeq, a predicted model, not a curated record